This is a messenger RNA of Microbotryum saponariae, 3486 nucleotides long. The record is from the annotation of a GenBank genome assembly. NCBI's taxonomy places the organism in Eukaryota, Fungi, Basidiomycota, Microbotryomycetes, Microbotryales, Microbotryaceae.
AUGUCGUACUACAACAACAACAAUACCGACUACGGUGGUGGUGGUGGUGGCUCUGACGACCAGGGCCACCAUGAGCCGACACCGUACUACGCGACCGCCGUGCCCGCCCCGGGAGGCGCUCCUCGUCGGACUCCACAGCCUCAGCAGCAGCAGCAACAGCAACAGCACCAACAGCCAGCCUACGAUUCCAGCUACGGCGCCGGCCCGCCAGCCUCCCACGAUCCUUUCAAUGCUCCUCAAUACAUGGCAUCCCCUGCACCACCUCCCCCUCCUCAGCCUUACUAUGCCCAGUCGCUUCAGCAGACGAACACGAACACUGCGACGCCGGGCGUGCACGACCCCUUUGCCAAUCCGCCCGCGUCUGCCGAUCCGUACCAGCAACCCACCUGGGCCCAAUCGGCUCCUAUCCCCUCCAACACCCAGCAUCCAUUGCAACAACCCCAACCCCAACCACCCACGCAGUAUGGCUACCCGCAUCAACAGGACAUCGCCGAUUAUUCCACCGCCGGCGCUCCGCCGCAGCCCCCACAUUUCCUCAACGGCAACUCGUCUAUGCCCUCUUUCCAAUCUUACAACAGCGGAGCGCACCAUCCGCGUCCGGACCAAGACGAGGAUGAACCUGAGCAACCUCUACUGUCGCCGACGGCCGCGAGUGGUCGCAACAACCGUCACCCUCGCUGGACCACGUCGGGCUCCGCGAACGGCGCGCACGAAGGCGGUUACGAUCCUUCGGCGCAGUACAACAACCAACCUUAUGUCGGCGGCUUUGAUCCGGCGAUGAUUGCGGGCGGCUACGGCGGUCAACCGGGUGGCUUCGUUGGAGAUGACGAUGAUCAGCACAGCGUCGUUAGGUACGGUAGGAUCCCUCAGAGGCAACCGAGGAGGUACAAGACCGUCAAACGUGAGUGCUUUCGAGCUUAUCCCAGACAGAAGAGGAGCUGCUUGAUCUCACUCGCCCUCUGGAUGUAACCAGGUGUGCCACUCUUCCAUGGUAACCUCGUCCUCGACUGCCAAGUCCCCCCCAAAUUGCUCGAACGUUGCCCGCGCAAGGACGAGCGAGAAUUCACCCACAUGCGCUACACUGCCGCGACGUGCGACCCCGACGACUUCCUCGACGAACGCUACGCCCUCCGUCAAAUCCUCUACGACAGCCCUCGUCGUACCGAAUUGUUCAUCGUCAUGACCAUGUACAAUGAGGAUGAGAAUCUGUUCUGUCGUACCAUGUCCGCGGUGAUGACCAACAUUGCCAAUCUUUGUCAGAGGGAUCGAUCAAAGACGUGGGGUCCGGAUGGGUGGAAGAAGGUCGUCGUCUGCGUUGUCUCGGAUGGUCGGUCCAAGAUCAACUCGAGGACGUUGAGUGUCUUGGCUGCGAUGGGAGUGUAUCAGGACGGUGUGGCCAAGAACGUUGUUGCUGGGAAACCUGUGACGGCCCAUAUCUACGAGGUGAGCAUCCAGCGGGGUCAUGAGGGAAGUACAGUGUGGAUGAUGCUGACGUCUGAUCUCGUGCAUUCGUUCAGUACACGACACAAAGUAAGUUUUUGCUCGACAUGAGCCCGAGAAGCAUGCCACUGACAUUAUCAUUGUUGCCUUGCAGUCUCGGUCGAAGCGAGCAACGGCAACAUCUCGUUCAAGGCAGCCGAGCGAGGCGUCGUGCCCGUCCAGAUUCUCUUCUGCUUGAAAGAGAAAAAGUGAGCUGCCUCGCUUCGAAGCGGACUCAGGUACCUGCGGCAGAGCUAACCCGGUUGGUCCACUGAACUGAAUCUCCGCAGUGCCAAGAAGAUCAAUUCGCACCGAUGGUUCUUCAACGCCUUUGGACCCAUCCUUCAACCCAACGUCUGCAUCCUUCUUGAUGUCGGUACCAAACCCGGUGCCGUCUCGCUGUACAAGCUGUGGAAAACAUUCGACCUCAACUCCAACGUCGGUGGAGCGUGUGGUGAGAUCGUUGCUUCCAAGGGCCACGUGAUGAAGAAUCUGUUGAACCCGCUCGUAGCGGCUCAGAAUUUUGAAUACAAGAUGUCCAACAUUCUGGACAAGUCGUUGGAGUCGGUGUUUGGGUACAUUACGGUGCUGCGUGAGUUUGGUUUAGCUUCUUUCUGUUUCACUCUGCACGGGACUGAUCCUAGUGCUUCUGUGCUCUUGUGCCAAACAGCGGGGGCUUUCUCGGCCUAUCGCUACAUUGCGUUGCAAAACGACCCCAAGACGGGCGAAGGACCGCUGAAGGAAUACUUCAAGGGUGAGACGCUGCAUCACGACCCCGAUGCGGACCUGUGGACCAAAAACAUGUACCUCGCCGAGGAUCGAAUCUUGUGCUGGGAACUCGUUGCCAAGCGGAACUCGUCCUGGGUCCUCAGCUAUCAACGCUCCGCCUUCGCCACAACCGAUGUUCCCGAUCGUUUGGCGGAUCUGAUCUCGCAACGUCGUCGAUGGCUCAACGGUUCUUUCUUCGCGUCGUUGCAUUCGUCCGUGCAUUUCGGCUACAUCUACCGCUCGGACCAUACGUUCUGGCGCAAGAUGUGGCUCCACGUUGAGUUGAUCUACCAAUCCUUCAACAUGUUCUUCACCUGGUUCGGUCUUGCGAACUACUACAUCAUCUUUGUGAUCCUCACCGAAUCUCUGGCGGACCCGACGUUCGGUAUGACGGGUAUCCAUUACUUCAACCAAGUCGUCAAGUACUAUUACAUCGCCUUGAUCGUCUGUUGCUUCUUGUUGGCCUUGGGCAAUCGACCUGCCGGUGCCGUGGCUUGGUACACGACGAUCGCCGUUUCGUUCGCCUUGAUCACGGUCUACAUGCUCGUCGCUGCGAUCCUCAUCACCAUCAAGGGGGUCACGAACGCCAAAAACGAAAUCACCUCUUCGGGAGGGGUAUUCACUCUAAGCGACAUCUUCACCAACGCCAUCUUCCGCAACAUCGUCAUCUCCCUGCUCGCGACCUAUGGACUCUGGCUGCUCGCUUCGCUCAUCUUCCUCGACCCGGCCCACAUGUUCACCUCGCUGGUGCAGUACAUGCUGCUCGCUCCUUCGUAUAUCAACAUCAUCAACGUAUACGCGUUCUGCAACGUCCAAGACGUGACCUGGGGUACUCGACCCGAAGAAAAAGUCUCUACCGACUUGGGCACAGCCGCAGCCAAAGACGGAGCGGUGGACGUCGCGCUGCCUUCCGACGAAAAGGACAUCAACGCAGCCUACGAAGACGCAUGCCACGUCCUCGCGACGAAGCUACCCAAAGAAGUGAAAAAGGUGAACGAAGAGGAGAGGAUGUCGGAUGCGUACCGCAACCUACGAACGAACGUCGUCUUGGCUUGGUCCUUGACGAAUGGUGCCUUGGUCGCGGCGAUCACGUCGACGGGCGCGAGUAAUAGUAUCGGUGGAGCGGGGAGGGUCAAUAUUUAUAUGGCGUUUGUGCUGUAUUCCGUGGCGGGGUUGGCGGCGGUCAAGUUCGUCGGAUGUACGAUAUACUCGAUCCUUUGGACGUUCCAACAGUGGUAG